AUGUCGGAAGCGACGGCGACAACGGAAGAGAUCAGCGAUGUGGUUCUGCACUUCGGCGUGGACCCCAUGCCGGCAAAUUCUGCUUUACUUCGCCUGGCCUCUCCUGUGUUCAACCGUAUGUUGGCGAGCGGCAUGAAGGAAGCGCAGCAAGGUGUCAUCGAGGUGGAUGUGGCCAGCAAAAAGGAGUUCAUCACUUUCUACAACCUACUUGGACCUUGGGCAUGGAGCAGAGACAAAGUGACCGAAGCCAAUGUUGAUUCGCUUCUUGCAAUCAGUGACUACUACCAGGUGGAGAUCAUCAAGCAAACCUGCGAGGAUCUGCUGCUUACUCUUCCGCCCAGUGGUGCUCGCCUCCUGCAAGCUAAGAAGCACGGCCUCAACAGACAGUACCUCAGGUGCGUAGAUGCCGUGGCCAAGAGCCGUACACAGGAGAACUUGGAGAUGCUUCGCCAAGCCGAGCCCGACAUCAUCCUGGACGUGGCCCUCAAGAUGCAACAUAUGUUGAACCAGCUCAUGGGGAUGAAACCUGAGAUUAUCAUCUGCAACACUGCGCAACCGCGAUACUACUCCGAAGACGAAGAGGUCGCUUACAUGUUGAAGUCCGAGGCCGAUCAACUGAAAAGCUUGCACGGAAAGCUGCUCGACCUGGUCCAGGAGUUGGAAAGUCCUCCACAAGUACCUCCAAGAGUCAGGUGGAUGAUGAGGUGGUUGCAGCGUACAGGUGUCUGGUGGCUGCUACGAGGCCUCAGAACUGUGGUGACGCGCGUUGCUGAUGGGGUGGUUGCAGCGUACAGGUCUUGUAUGUGCGUGCUUUGGUGGCUGCUUACGAGGAUCUCCUCAGUGCUUCGAGAAGAGUACCGUGAAGUGCUGCAAUGCGGUGCGCUGGCGUGCUUCUUUAUCUUCUUGCGGCAAUUCUCGCGGAACCUGGACACCUGA
Messenger RNA from Symbiodinium sp. CCMP2456, 936 nucleotides. NCBI's taxonomy places the organism in Eukaryota, Dinophyceae, Suessiales, Symbiodiniaceae. The record is from the annotation of a GenBank genome assembly.